Messenger RNA from Bursaphelenchus xylophilus (pine wood nematode), 450 nucleotides. NCBI's taxonomy places the organism in Eukaryota, Metazoa, Nematoda, Chromadorea, Rhabditida, Aphelenchoididae. The record is from the annotation of a GenBank genome assembly.
AUGACUCUGUUCUUUGUCUUGUUGAGCUUUUCUCUUUUUCAAGCUGCUUUGGCGAAUCCACGGGAAAACUGUCACAAUGCUUUGGAUGCGAUCGAGGUGCAGGUGAUCCAGGAUCCGAAAGUGGAUCAACAGAUGCGAGAAACCAUCCUCAACCAAGUUACAAAGGGAUUUGUUGGAAACGUAGGGGCUUUUUUACAGAUUCUCUCAGCAAAGGCUACCUACAGUGCUAGGCAGAGUAUAGUGGGAGGCGCAUACUGUCUCUUUGUUUUUCAGCAGCAGAACUAUAAUAAUUUUGGGAGCCAAGAAUGUUUGAAAGGAGUGCUAUAUUGUACGAAUAUCAUCAGAUACAACGUCAGAAUGCUGAGUCCGAGAGAGAAGAGGAGUUGCUGCCGUAAUUGUUUCGUACCACGACGUGCUCGUAGACGCGGUUUCAGCAAUCCGUUUGGAUAA